AUGAAUGUGAGGAGUUCCAGAAACGGGCUUCCUACCGGGCUUGGACUUUCUCUGGCGGAUGAGAAAUCGUCCCUACCCAGGCCUCCUUCGCUGGAGGUGAGAGAUGUUUCCCACCAGAUCCUGGACAUAAUUUUUGAGUACGCUCUCAACAAAUUCGAUGAUUCGAAAGAUCGGCUCGCUGCGGGCGCAGCCAAGUUCUUAUCAGUCAUUGACCAGUUCGUCAUGGCAGGGAGACGAGUGGAGACCUGUCUCCCAGCAUUCCCAUUCAAGUCCGCCAACAAGGUCUACAAGGUGCUCGGUACUCUCCCCGAUAAGGCCGAAGAGCUGGCUCUUGAACGGCUGAAUUCCAUGUGCACGCGCAUCAAGGAAGUGUACAAACCCGGCGCCAGGGUCACUAUCAUUUCGGACGGCAUUACAUACAAUGACCUGCUGUCAAUAUCAGAUCGCGAUACCUGGGCUUACGGAGAAGCCCUGCGCAAGAUGGCUGCGGAGAAGAAAUUCAACUAUAUUGACUUCUCCCGAAUGAAAGACCUACUCGAGUUUCCGCUGCCGGACAAGCUACGAGAAAUCACUUACGUUGCCAACUGCACCAACUUCCGGCGAUUACUUCUCAAUAAGUACGGCAGACCCGACAUCGACAUCGACCAAGAGAUUGUCAACAAUCCAGAUACGAAGCUGACAUAUCUCGGCUACCGGAAAUUCUUGGAGUCGGAUUUGAGGCAUAUCUUCACGCUCAGCGAGAACCGGGGCAGCAACGCCUACAAGAGAGACGUGAAGUAUCUUGCGAAACAGAUGCUCCUCCGAGGAUAUGCCUUUGCUGGGGCUGUCAAACAUGCCUUUCCCAACCAUCUGCGGCUCUCCAUCCACGAAUCGAUAGGCGAGCACAAGGUGUCGAUGAGCCUUCUAAACACCAAGACCGGAUACACAACUCCAUGGCAUUGCAGCGUCGCCUUACUGGCGGAUGGAGAGUGGGUUAGCGCUCCCAUGGGAGACUUCCAAAAAGACUCUCGGCUAGAGCUCGUGUACGAGAAUGACCGACCAAGUUAUUUCAAGGAAAAGCCACGUGAGCCCGGUACGCCUAGUAUCAGCGAGACGUCAGCAAGCUAUCUGCAAGCACCCAAGCGUUUCAGCGGGACCGCCAGUGGAUACUCCUCGCCCAGUGUGGCCUCGGCAAUCAGCAGAUACUCGACGCCCGUUGCGCAAACCCCAGCCACGUCCUACUUUGGGCAGUCGCCCAAUGUCUCAUCCGUAGUAGAAGCCGCUGUCAAGAAAGCAGACAGCCCACACAUGAAUGGCACAACUUCAACGGCAUACGGCCGCAGGCUCAUCCCUCAGAUCAUGGAGAGCCUGGCGGCCGCCGAGCCAAAUCGCACCGUAUUUUCAGUAGCGAAAGUCUCCGGUAAUUCUCUUGAAUUCCGGGAUAUAUCGGCUCGAGCAUUCAUGAAAGCAGUCGACAAAACGGCUUGGUGGCUUCAUAACCAAGUUGGAAAGCCAGCGUCAAUCCGGCCAAUGGGCUACAUUGGACCGCACGAUCUCCGACACAUCCUACUGACCUACGCUUGUGUCAAGGCCGGCUACGCCGCGCUGUACCUUUCGCCCAAGAACAGCACGGAAGGAGCUUUGGCGGUCCUAGAGGCAACCAAAUGCGACAUCUGGGUCAAAGCCUGCGAAGUGGCUGCUGUCCCGCUGGUGAAGGAGAUCCUGCAGAAACGGUCAAUGAGAUUGCUGGAGCUUCCUCUCCUUGACGAGCUUCUCGACGCUGAGACUACCGAGCCCUUCCCGUACACUAAGACAUUUGAAGAAGCUACUACGGAUCCAUUCUGCUUCUUACAUACGUCUGGGUCCACCGGCGUGCCGAAGCCUAUCCCGUGGUCCCAUGGAUUGAUCGGCACGAUGGAUGCGGUGCGCCUGCUCCCGCCCACCAAGGGCGAUGAAGUCCUGGCGCCAUGGACGUCACUGUGGAAGGAAGGCUAUAGAAUCUAUUCGUCUUUCCCUAUGUGCCAUGGUGCCGGUAUCAUCAUGAACAUUCUCCUGCCGGCGCUAUUCGGCCUACACUGCAUUUUAGGCCCAUCGAAUGUCAUGCCCAAUAUCAACCUGAUAGAGACCCUCGCCGAUCAUGCGAAGGUCGACAUCUGGAGCAUGGUCCCAUCACUCGUUGAUGAGCUUGGCGAGACUCCCGAAGUCCUGGCGAAGUUCAGGUCCUCGAAAUUCAUAUGUGCAUCCGGAGGCCCCGUUAGCCCAGUCAGUGCCGGCAAAGCGAACGAGGUGAUCAGGGUCCUGAACUUGACCGGCACUACAGAAGGCCUAUUCAUCGGCAACCUUGUGGUGCAGAGAGAAGACUGGUUCUGGUUUGCGUUCCACCCCUACUCUGGGUUUGAGUUCAAGGAAGUGGAGCCAGAUACGUAUGAGCAUUGGGUGCAUCGCAAUGAGCACGCAUCCUUGUUCCAAGGCAUCUUCCACACGUUCCCGAACGAGCAGUCGAUCAACUUCAAGGACCUGUACAUGCGGCAUCCCACUAAGCCGAAUCUCUGGGCCUUUAAAGGGCGAAACGAUGAUCUUAUCGUCCUGUCCAACGGAUACAAGAUCCUGCCUCUGGAAACGGAGGCCUUCAUCUCUACCCACCCGGCAAUCGACGGGUGCCUUGUCAUCGGGAGCAACAAGCCUCAGGCGGGGCUGCUCAUUGAACUGAAGGAUCCGUCAUCGAAGUCCGAUGAGCUCUUCGAGAGCAUCUGGGCCACAGUCGAAAAGGCCAACUCGAUGUCCCGGCACACGGACCAGCUGCUGCGGGACUUCAUCACCUUCGCAGAGCCGGACAAGCCUUUCAUCCGUACGGACAAGGGGACUGUCAAGCGACGGGCCACUUUGACACUCUAUGCUGACUACAUUGAGCGUUUCUACGGCUCGCGAAGCGAUGAAAUAUCGUUUGCCGUAGACACCACGUCGACGGAGUCAAUCCGGGAGUCGAUCCGCGAGAUUCUCGCCUCUUCGGCGCCGGAGAUCCAGCAAGCCACGCCUGACGACGAUCUAUUUGAAUUCGGAUUGGACUCGCUCGGUGUGUUCGCGGCCAUCAAGGCCAUCCGUGCGGCCAUCGAAGGCUUGGACCAGCUUGCUCCUCGUCACCUCUACGCCAAUCCUACCCUCGCCAAGUUUUCUACUGCUGUCUCAGGCUUAGUGACUGAUGCAAAGAAGGGCAAGCGUUCCGCGGAUGACAAUGAGUCCAAGAUGCAACGGAUGAUGGCGCGGCACAGGGCACACCAAUCGUUCCGGCUCAAUGCGUUCGACUAUGUCAACCCAAACCAUUACAUGGGGUUGGUCUUCUACUUUCCUCUACGCGCAGGCGUUAGCUUCGAAGACACCUUCGCGAAUAUGCAGGAGGGGCUCAACCGCACCUUCGAACUCAUUCCAGCUCUCGGAGGCAAGAUGAUACGCUGCUCCGAACACGAGAUUGGGUUUUCUAAGGGCGAACUCUGCGUCGCUGUUCCACCCAUCUCUGCACCGACGCGCAACCGCCUGGUUUACAAGGACCUCUCGCGCGUCCUUCCCCCAUUCGAACAGCUGCGCAAUGGAGGGUUCGUGCCCUCAGCCUUCAAGGACGAGCUUGUCCUGCGACAAGACACGUUCCCCCAGCUCCCCGCGGAUAUAUUUGUCGGGCAGGUCAACUUUGUCGAGGGCGGUUGCAUCCUCGCUGUGGAUCUCAACCACUGUUGCCUUGACGGCGUCGGUUUCAUGAUCGCCCUCAAGGCAUGGGCCGAGAACUGCAGAUAUCUGCAGGGCGACAAAUCGGCGACGUGCGACUGGUACGAUCCUGAGAGUUUCAACCACAGCCUGCCCGAGAUCCUCCACGAACUGGAAGGGCAUGCACGGCCUGUGCAUGAGGUCGAUCCGGACAUCUGGGGGUUCCUGCCGUUCGUUCCAUCGGAGCAGGAUGCAGCGAAGAACCCCUCAACUAACGGCGCGGUCAAGGAAGGGCCUCUCGGGCGGCCGCCUGUCUUCCCUCUGCACUCCGUCUGGCCGCUGCCUCCCGCCGAGAGGAAACUGGAUACGACCUUGUUCUUGAUCCCUCCCGAGAAGGUGCAGCAGCUCAAGCAGGAAGUCGUGGCCGACCCGGAAGCCAAAGGUGCUAUCACAUCCGUCAGCGACAUUGUGCAGGCCUUCUUCUGGAGGUCAGCCCUCAGGGCACGCUACCAUGUUGCCAAGGAGCUCCGGGGUGAGGUGUUUGGGCCUGAGGAUACGUCCAUUCUCGAGCUGCCGAUCGAUGGCCGCCCCUACUUCUCGUCGAUGCUGCCGUCGACGUAUAUGGGCAGCAUGCUCAUCCUGAACCGGUCCAGCAUGCCCGCCGAGGAGCUCUGCGCGCCCGAUACUAGCAUCGGGCACAUUGCAUAUCUGCUGCGCGGGUCUGCUGCGCGCAUUACGCCCUCGCUCGUACACGACGCGUUCACGCUGCUUCAGUCGUUGCCCGACCACAGCAGGUUCUCGACGGCCAACAUGGGCCUCGAGCACAUGCACGCCAUGAUCUCAAACAUGAUCCUCUUCCAGACGAGCGAGAUCUGCUUUGGCGACGCCUUCUUCGCGAACGGGGGCUCCCCUGAGACGAUGCGCCCGCAGCUCGAACGAGCCAGCGGCCGGUUCCGGUUCUUGGUCAUAUUCCCGAUGAAGCCUGAUGGGGGUGUUGAGCUGGUACUGGGCACCUUCCCUGAGGAGCGGGACAUGCUCGAGCGGGACGAAGAGUUCAUGAAGUAUGCGGAGCUUGUGGAUGUGGAUAUCUGCUGA
Molecule: messenger RNA, 4770 nt
Organism: Trematosphaeria pertusa
Lineage: Eukaryota; Fungi; Ascomycota; Dothideomycetes; Pleosporales; Trematosphaeriaceae
Product: transferase family protein
Exons: 5
Coding region: 1-4770 (1589 amino acids)
Source: RefSeq, a predicted model, not a curated record